This is a messenger RNA of Cylicocyclus nassatus, 705 nucleotides long. The record is from the annotation of a GenBank genome assembly. Lineage: Eukaryota; Metazoa; Nematoda; Chromadorea; Rhabditida; Strongylidae.
AUGUACCGUAUGCAGUUGUAUGUCCAAAUCAUCUUAUCUAGCUUCCUUUUUUGUACAGACGCAAGGGAUUGCAGUGGAGGAAUUGUCACAGUAGGUUUUCUCCAGACACAUAUAAAAGGUCGAAGAUGCAAAAAAAUCAAUGGAGGACUGUACUUUCUCGAAUCUGAUUGGACUUACAAAAGCGAACUACUCGACGAAUUCGAAAAUGUCGUCAAUGUGAGUGGUCCACUACAUUUUGCUGCCACCAAGGGUAUGGGUCAUGUGAAGUGUUUUCGAAAUGUAGAGGAAAUACAUUCAAAUGGACCUGCGAUCGUAUUGUUGCGUAAUGUUGGACUUUUAUCGCUCGAUCUCACAGCGCUGCAGAAAAUAGACUACGAUAGGCGGACUAAAGCCGUUAUCUUGCACAGCAAUGAAGGGCUCUACAUUGACCAACUUUUUGACAGCUUGGAGUCAAAAGGAAUAACUGCUUCAGAAAUCCUAAGUACUUCAAGAAUUGAAUUUAUGAACACAAUAUGGUCAGUUAUUUUCUUCAGUAUAUUAUUCCUUUUGGUGGCUUGUAUCCUUGGAAUCGUCGUUUAUAAGACAACAGAAGAGAUUCAUGAAAUUUUGAAGCUUUUGAGAUGGCAAAAGAGAGGACAGCAAUACGUGCCUCCAGAACCACCACGCACUAGUAAUUACUCGUUAAAAACUUCAAAAAGUCACUAA